Camelina sativa (false flax) is the source of this 1454-nucleotide messenger RNA. Its product is annotated as nucleolin 1. NCBI's taxonomy places the organism in Eukaryota, Viridiplantae, Streptophyta, Magnoliopsida, Brassicales, Brassicaceae. The record is from RefSeq and is a predicted model, not a curated record. Gene Ontology annotation, molecular function: nucleic acid binding.
GAAAAAACCGUUGUUGAAAUCAAAAUCCCUAAAUCUGAAAAAUAAAAUAAAAAAUUCGAAUCCCUAGCGCUGCUCUUCUUGUCAACUUUGAUCACCAUGGACGAAUCUGCUGGCAUCAGAAGAGAUCUGAAAUUGCUGGAUUUGAACGAUCGUGUUGUUGCAGACUCUCGGGAACCCAAACCCAAACGAUUGUUGUUCCCUAGGACGACGAUAUCCGUUGAGGGAUAUGACACGAGGCUCUGUGAGUAUGCUCUCAAGCUCGCGCUGAAGAAACACUUCUCUUCAUGUGGAAGGGUCGGACAUAUUAUUUAUGUUCCCAGAGACUAUAAAAAACGAAUCCUCAAGAGUGUUGCUUUCAUGUUCUUGGUUGGAGAAGGUGUCGAAGAAAAGGCAUUGGAACUCAAUGGAACUGACGUGGGAGGAUGGACUGCAAUCGUUAAGGCCGCACCCUCUCAGACAGAAUACAUGGAUCCUCCUUGUCCUGCUAACCAAGCAGAAAUACAUCGGGUCCGCGUUACCGGGUAUGAUACUUCGCUUCCUGAGAUUGAUCUCCAGAUGGCGCUCUGUGAUCAUUUCUCUUCAUGUGGAGAGGUCUUUCAAGUUCGGGUUCUCUCUAGCAUUCCAGUAGCUUGUAUUUAUCUUAGGGGAAAAAGUUGUGUAGUAGACAAGGCGCUUAAACUAAAUGGAUGUAACAUGGGAGGAAUGAAUCUUGUAGUUGAACGUAAUCAGCCGCAACCGGGAGACAUAGUAAUAAAAAGAGAGCGUCUCUGCACUACUACUGGCUAUAUUCUCCCAAGUGUCUUAAUCAAGGCGUCCGAGAAUAAGAAGAAGAAGUUGGAGAUGGAGAUAGAGAUGGAGAUGAAUGAGAAGAAGAAGAAGAAGAUGAAGAUUAAGCUGGCCAAGUUGGACAAGGAGAUUCAGAUGCGUAAGGAGAAUAAGAUGAAGUUGGAUAUGGAGAGGAAGAAGAGGCUAGAGAUGGAGAUAGAGAUGGAGAUGGCUCAAUAAUCUUGAUAUAAUUCAGAAAUUCAGAGAUCUAAACAAGAAUGGAAGCCAUUAUCAGACAAGAGGAACAGAGCAGAUGAGUAACCUUUUAUAGGAAUUCCACAUUAUGUGCUGCUGCUAACCCCAGGAGUCAGAACAUGAGUUUAAGGUUAUAGGCCUAGACUGAACAAUGCAGUAAGACAACUGUUGAUGAUACAUUGCGAUUGGUUUCGGCUUAUGCAGCGGUAUCAGAAAGAGCUUGUGCUCCUCCUUCAUUGUUAAGGCAAACCCAUUGAUAAUACUACCCAGUAUCUCCAAAAGCUCCUCAAUCCCGCUGUCUAAAAUUUUGAUAUUAGUUGUAGUGCAUCAUUGGUUGCAUUAGAUUUACUUCAAACAUGUCAAUAAGAUAACCAGUUAUUUCAAUUUUUAAAUUAACUUUCUCAUAAUUUCUUAUCAAAUUUAGAUUUUGUUGA